Messenger RNA from Myotis lucifugus (little brown bat), 2004 nucleotides. RefSeq names its product MYC associated factor X (gene MAX). The transcript has 5 exons. Gene Ontology annotation, cellular component: RNA polymerase II transcription regulator complex. Gene Ontology annotation, biological process: positive regulation of transcription by RNA polymerase II. The record is from RefSeq and is a predicted model, not a curated record. The coding region runs from base 244 to 732 and encodes 162 amino acids. NCBI's taxonomy places the organism in Eukaryota, Metazoa, Chordata, Mammalia, Chiroptera, Vespertilionidae. Gene Ontology annotation, molecular function: protein dimerization activity; DNA-binding transcription factor activity.
UCACGUGUCGGAGGGCCGACCGGGCGUGCGUGCCGCCGUUGAUCCGGUGCUGCAGUGAGGAGGUGGUUCUCGCCCGUGUUGUGUGUGUGUGAGUGUGAGUGUGUGAGUGAGUGAGAGAGCGAGUGAGUGAGUGAGUGAGUGAGUGUGUGGGGGGACUUGCUUGUUGUCGGUGACUUCCCCCUCCCCUCCACCCUUACCCCUUCCCUGGCGCUGCUGCAGUGGCCGCUCCCUGGGCCGUAGGAAAUGAGCGAUAACGAUGACAUCGAGGUGGAGAGCGACGAAGAGCAACCGAGGUUUCAAUCUGCGGCUGACAAACGGGCUCAUCAUAAUGCACUGGAACGAAAGCGUAGGGACCACAUCAAAGACAGCUUUCACAGUUUGCGGGACUCGGUCCCAUCACUCCAAGGAGAGAAGCAACAGGCAUCCCGGGCCCAAAUCCUAGACAAAGCCACAGAGUAUAUCCAGUAUAUGCGAAGGAAAAACCACACACACCAGCAAGAUAUUGAUGACCUCAAGCGGCAGAAUGCCCUUCUGGAGCAGCAAGUCCGUGCACUGGAGAAAGCGAGGUCGAGUGCCCAACUGCAGACCAACUACCCUUCCUCAGACAACAGCCUCUACACCAACGCCAAGGGCAGCGCCAUCUCUGCCUUCGAUGGGGGCUCGGACUCCAGCUCAGAGUCGGAGCCUGAAGAGCCCCAAAGCAGGAAGAAACUCCGGAUGGAGGCCAGCUAAGCUCUGCCGGGCAGGCCAGCAAUAAAAACUGUCUGUCUCCUCCGUCGUCUCAUCCUCCUUUCAGUUCAUCCUUAGAACCCUCAGAACCAUUUAAGAGACUCUAUUUUUUUCCUUUCUCUUUUUUUUUAAAUUUUAUUUUUACAUAGAAGCUCUUGGACAACAGCUCUCGUUCUCCUUCCCCACUUCCACUAUUUUUUUUUUAAUGUUUCCCUUCAGGGAUUCCCUGUCCCCACCAGGAAUUUUUAAACCAAAACACCCCAACUUGGCAGCUUUUUCUGUGGAGGACAGACGGCCGGCCGGACCUCUGAGCACAUGGUGUCCUGACCACCCACCAGCUCCUCCAGCCCUGCCGGGCACAGGCCCGGAGGACUCCUACCCCUCCCAGGCCUCCCCGGGCCACCCUUGCCUCUGUUUGAUAGACUUUGUGAAUCUGUGGACUGCUCUACUUUAAGAAGAUGACUGGUUUAAGAAGUGAUGAGAAUUAAAAAGCUAUUUAUCGCUCCUGUUGAAAGACCAGAUCCUUGAAGAAGUUUGUGGUGUGAAAGGAAGUGGGGACAGAGUUGCAGCACAGUCUUGGGCCUGUUUCACUCCUGCUUCUCUCAGCCAGCCUUCGGGAGGGCCUCGGGACACUCGUGUGGUUUGGGGGGCGUCAGCAGUGAAGUGGCCGCCAGAGGGUGCUGGGGGUGGGGGGGCAAGGAGGGAGGAGCGGGUGGGGUAGAGGUUUUGUAUUGAGGGCCAGUGAUGAUGUUUUGAUAUUUAUUUCCUGCUACUGAAAUUUGAAUCUGAGUGAAUUGUCCCUAUUUCUGAUGAUGUCGGUAUUGCAAAGCGACAGAUUCAUAAAGUAAUGAUCAAAUCUUCCUUUCUUUCCGUGUGUAUUUCUAAGAAAUAGAGCCAACUGAUUUUGUAUGUAAAUACCAAGAGCAAUUUACCUGGUACUAAACCCGCACCCCAGUGCGGCCCCUUCCCACCCUUGCCCCACGUCCUUUCCGACUGUUCUGGAACCUGUCCCCACGGUGACCCAGCCCUGGUUCUGGCUGCGGUCAGCAGCUCCCAGUGAAGGGUUUUGUGUGUUUAGGCCUCAUUUCUUUGUCUUUUUCCUACUCCGUUCCUGGCAUUUGCUGAUUUCUAGUGUAUACUCUGUAGUCUCAGUCCGUGUUUGAUUCCAUUCCAUGGAAAUAAAAAGUAUGUUGUACAUACUGCCGAAGAAUUGUCUUGCAAGUUAAGGCUUCCCCCUUUACUAUAAGACUAUAAAUAAAAACUUAUUUUAUCCUU